This is a messenger RNA of Penicillium psychrosexuale, 267 nucleotides long. Its product is annotated as ubiquinol--cytochrome-c reductase subunit 8. The transcript is spliced from 4 exons. Bases 1 to 267 code for a protein of 88 amino acids. The record is from RefSeq and is a predicted model, not a curated record. Gene Ontology annotation, biological process: mitochondrial electron transport, ubiquinol to cytochrome c. Lineage: Eukaryota; Fungi; Ascomycota; Eurotiomycetes; Eurotiales; Aspergillaceae.
AUGGGUCACUCCGUAGAUCCCAAGAACGGCCACUACAUCGGCAACUGGGGAGAGUUCGGUUGCCCGACCCCCCAGCGCAUCGCCACCUACUCGCUGUCCCCUAACCGUCAGCGUCCCAUGGCCGGUGCCGCCCACGCUGCUAUCUUCAACGUCUUCCGUCGUUUCCGCCACCAGGUUCUCUACGUUGCUCCCCCUUCAUUAUCGCAUACCAACGAGUUCCUGAACUCCAAGCCCGGCCGUCUUCUCGAGGGUGGCAAUGAAGAGUAA